CAGCCGCAACCACCCAUGACCAGCACGUUUUGGGGCCAUCUCCCACUUGCUGGCGAAUGCAAGAGACUGUUUCCUCCGCAGACCCAUGUGCAAAACUGGUCAAACUAUAUGAGGAAGAAGUACGACUUGGGUGAUGUCUUCUAUGUCGACUGGUGGCCACUGGGACCACGAUGGCUCUUCGUCGCCGACCCGGAACUUGCUUCCAAAUAUAUCACGACGGGCCAAUCUCUGCGCAAAUCCCAUCUCACCACAAAUUACCUCACAAAGCUCCUCGGUCGAGACAACAUGGUCGGCCUAGACGGGCAGCAGUGGAAGGUGCUCCGGGCAAUCUUCAAUCCAGGCUUCUCAGCAAGCCACCUAAUCAGCCUCGUCCCGCUCAUCGUUGACUCAACGCUCGUCUUUCUCGACAUCCUCCGCGAAAAGGCUCGGAAAGGCGAACUCAUCAGCCUCGACACCUACUCGACCCGCUACACGAUCGACAUCAUCGGCAAGAUCGUCAUGGACACAGACUUUCAUGCGCAGACCGGCCCCAGCCCGCAUCCCAUUGUCACCACGUUCAGGCGACAAAUCGAUCUGAUGCCCUCGGCCACAAGCGUCGGGCCCUUGGACGACAUCAACCUCGGCCGCGAGGUGCGUAUCUGGUGGAACAUGCGCAAACUCGACUCCCUCAUUGGUGCCGAGAUCGAUGAACGCGUCGCUGCGCGCAAUCGCAACGCCGCGCAACAAACGGCAAAGGCCAGCACUCAGGAGAAGAAAAGCUUCAAAGACCGCAAACGCUCUGUCAUCGAACUCGCGCUCGACGCGUACGAUCAAGAGGCGGCAGCGGGCAACGCUGGAAUGAGCAAGGGCAAGAAUGCCGGCGGUAUCGGUACUGGUAUGAACAGUUACUUCCGCGCUCUCGCCAUCGACAGCAUCAAGACGUUCAUCUUCGCCGGUCACGACACCACGUCCGCGACAAUCUCGUACUCCAUGUACCUCCUCCACCUGCACAAGGACGUGCACGCGAAGCUCGUCGCAGAGCUUGACCGUGUCUACGGCUCCGGCUCCGGCGCAGGUACGGGUGACGAUUCCAAUUCCACCGCCACCGCCGCCGAGAUCGCCGAACAGAUCAUGUCCGACCCGCACUCGAUCAACAAGCUGGAGUACAUGACCGCCGUGAUCAAGGAAGUCCUGCGCCUGUUCCCGCCGGCCUCGACACUGCGCGAACUCCUCCGCCCCGCCGACAUCGCCGCGUCAAAGGACACAGUCCUGCCUGCGGACCCCAAAACCGGCCGCAAGUCGUUACCACUAGCCGGAUUUCACAUCUGGCCCGUCGCGCUGAUGAUCCACCGCAACGACGCGUACUUUCCGGACCCCAUCAAAUUCGUGCCCGAACGAUUCCUCCCGUCCCAGACACCCUACCCGGACGCCAAGCUGCACACGCCCGCGGGCAAGGACGCGUGGAGACCGUUUGAAAAGGGUCCCCGGAAUUGCAUCGGCCAGGAACUCGCCAUGAUAGAGACAAAGAUCGCCCUCGCGCUUGUCGUCAAGGAUCUCGAUUUCACGGCCGAGUAUGCCGGGCAGAAAAUCGAAACGUGGACGCCCAUUGAGACCGUGGAUGAGUAUAAAGAUGGCAAACCCGGCGUCGAGAGGUUGACUAUCGAGGGACAUAAGCCGUAUCAGGUGCUGCAUGGCGCGGCGCGACCGAAGGAUGGCAUGACUGGGCGGUUGAGUCUGAGGCGGUAGGGCAUGAGAAAGCCUACCUAUCUUAGGUAGGAAGGUAUGCUGUUUGAUAUGCACGUUCUAAUGCCAUACUUCUAUCAAUGCUAGAGUAC
Molecule: messenger RNA, 1814 nt
Organism: Exophiala xenobiotica
Lineage: Eukaryota; Fungi; Ascomycota; Eurotiomycetes; Chaetothyriales; Herpotrichiellaceae
Exons: 2
Coding region: 16-1725 (569 amino acids)
Molecular function (GO): oxidoreductase activity, acting on paired donors, with incorporation or reduction of molecular oxygen; iron ion binding; heme binding
Source: RefSeq, a predicted model, not a curated record